AGUUACGGAAUAAUUAGAAAUAAAUCGUUGAAAAACGGCGUUUUUUUCUGAAAGAGAAAGUAAAAAAAGAGAAGUCCAAGAAGGCGGAAAACACACACGAGGAGGGCGAAGUGUUCUCCGCCAUUGAUUGCUAAUUCCACAUAACUAAAUAAUUUUCCUGUUGGUCAUGUACAUUUCGGUGGUGGGGUUUAUGAAAAAAAGUUACGGAAUAAUAGAAAAUAAAUCAUUUAAAAAUAAAAAGAUUUUCUGACUACAAGAUGGGGGGGGGGGGACUAUCCCCGUGGGGCGUGGUUCACUGUUAAUUACUCAUUAAAUAACGUAUUUGUCUGGUUAAUAUGCAAUGUGUUUUUAAAAAUUAAACAAUACUUAGACUAAUUUCCUACUUGUUUAAGUGAAGAUGUUUCUUUUCUGUUUUCUUUCAGAAAUGACUCGUACUCAGGCAACCUCCAUCUGCCCUCUCUGCCUGAAUGACUACAAAGCGCUAUCGCAACAUUUAAAGAGAGCGCACUUUGUGUUAAAUAUUGACGAGCGGAGGCUGCUCCUCAACCUGGCCUCCAGACGGGUCAACAUCCGCUCGGGCCCUUGUCCAGUCUCGGGCUGCAAAUACCACAGCUCCAGACUGGACAAGCACCUCCAGGAUGGCCACCCGGAGAUGAGCCCAAGCCACAUGUUCAAUGAGCAGCAAGCGGCCAGGAGGGCGGUGACGGUCGAGCUUCUCGGCCACCUGAGGGCCACAAACCCUCAGGUGGCCAUGGUCUCGUCUCUCGACGUGGACCAGAGGGACCCCGAGGAGCCGCAGGGGGUCGAUGAGGUCGACCCGGGGGCGGUCUGCCUCAGGCCAGACUGCAUGACCGAGAGGGCGGAGCUCCUGGUGGCAACUGCUACCAUCGAGAGGAAGGAGAGGGAGUCUCUCGUUCUUCUGAAACAAGUCACGGUGCAGGCCAGACAAUUGUGCCUCUACCAGAAGGUCGUGAGAGAGAUGAAGGAAGGUGCAGCUGGCAGCCGGGGAGAGGAGAAGGAGAUGGAGGUGGAUGAGGAGGUGGAGGAGCCGGUGGAGAAUGAGGUUGAGGAGCGGGUGGAAGUGGAGAAUGAGGUGGAGGAGCGGGUAGAGGAGGAGGAGAAUGAGGUGGAAGAGUGGAAGUGA
Molecule: messenger RNA, 1144 nt
Organism: Pseudoliparis swirei
Lineage: Eukaryota; Metazoa; Chordata; Actinopteri; Perciformes; Liparidae
Product: myelin transcription factor 1-like
Exons: 3
Coding region: 398-1144 (248 amino acids)
Source: RefSeq, a predicted model, not a curated record